Megalopta genalis is the source of this 1389-nucleotide messenger RNA. Its product is annotated as ester hydrolase C11orf54 homolog. The record is from RefSeq and is a predicted model, not a curated record. Gene Ontology annotation, cellular component: nucleus. Gene Ontology annotation, molecular function: zinc ion binding; hydrolase activity, acting on ester bonds. NCBI's taxonomy places the organism in Eukaryota, Metazoa, Arthropoda, Insecta, Hymenoptera, Halictidae.
CGUAUUACCAUACUUACGAUCGAGUGCACAGUGAGAUUUCUGUUACUCUUACGAAAUGAAAUCGUCUACAAACACGUGAUUAGAUAAAAACGAUGUUUUUAAUGGCAAAACGUAUUCGACGUUAUACCAAUCCUUUCGUAUCCCGCAACCGAUAUAGUUCAGAUCCUCAAUUAGAGAAUGAUCUUCUAAUCGAGGAACAUUUCUUGUGAAGUUACUACAAAUUACUUUUAACUACUUUCACGUUGCGAUCAAACCGAUUUACUUACGUCGGAUCUAUUACAUAUUCAAAAAUAACAAUACGACAACAAUGACUUCGACUUCUUCUUUGGAUGUCACUGGACUUAAAAUCGUGAAAAAGGAACUACACGUUCCGUCGUUCGACGAAAUAAAGGACGUGUUAACGGAAGGUUUGACUAAAAACUUUUCCGAAGUUCAGGUCGAAGUUGUAGACUGUCCAGACUUAACACAAGAACCAUUCACACUUGCUGCAUCGGGCUUAGGAGGUAAUCCUACGGUGUUGGAAAUUGGGGGUCCCCCGUUUCUUCUUCCCACUGUGCAGAGGGAUAAGGUAUACGAUGUCCAACAACUUGUGAAGCACUUGCAGUGCUGCAAGAACGCUUUCGUCAUUGGAGCAGGAGCCGGACCAUGGCCCCACAUAAAUUGCAAUUGCGAGCUUAUGAUGAAUCUAGUUCUCCCAGAGCCCAAUGUGAAAAAUGAGAGUCGCAUCGCAUCUGUUGACAAAUUAGAUGGGAAGUGUGUGCUACGAACCUUGCCUAACAACGAAACUAGAUUAGCUUUGUUGGGCAACCUAUUUGUCAGCGAAGGAAAACCAGGACAGGUACUAAAAGUGCAUGCCAAAAAACGCACUGGCAGUGAUGAUUUCAUUGCGUGCAUGCAGAAAGCACUUGCAAAACAUUACCAAGAUAAUCUUGUCGGAUUAGGAGGAACGUUCCUGAUGGACAAUGGGAAAAUCAAACAGCACGUUAUGAGUGAUUUUUCCACAGUUCCAUUGACCACGGAAGGAAAACUCAACGAUUGGCUGAGUUUCUACAACAUGUCCACGCCCCUGAUUGCUGUUGGUACAUUUGUCAGCUCUGAAAGCGAUGUCGAUCUCCGUGUCCAACACUUCCACAGCUUUUCUCAUCACGGAGAAGGAGGUCAUUAUCAUAUUGACACAACUCCAGAAACUAUUGAAUAUUUAGGGUAUUUCAACUUGGGCACUGUGCUGUAUCGUGUUGAUCAGCCAACGACUGGUCUGGAGUUUGGAAAGGAUUGAUCCGUUUUCUAAGAAUUGUCAUUAGAAUCUUAGCAUAUUUGAUCGCAAUAUCUUAUUCAUACUGUUUUUAAAACCACACAAAUGAUAUAAUAAAAGCAAACGCAUUCUUCGAA